UCCGGCCCGGGGCGGGGUGCGCGCCGGCAGCGGGCGCGAUGGCGGCGGACGGGGACUGGCAGGAUUUCUAUGAGUUCCAGGAGCCGGCCCGGAGCGUCCAGGACCAGGAGAACUGUAACGCGAGCCCGGAGGCCGGAGCUGGGGCCCACGCGAGCGGCGACAGCUUCCCGGCCUUGGCCUGCAGCCUGGAGGAGAAGCUGAGCCUGUGCUUCCGCCCCUCGAUGGACGCCGAGCCCCCGCGGGCCACCGUGCGGCCCAUCACCGAGCGCAGCCUCCUGCAAGGGGACGAGAUUUGGAAUGCCCUGACAGACAAUUAUGGGAACGUCAUGCCUAUAGACUGGAAGUCAUCCCAUACGAGGACUUUGCAUUUGCUCACUCUGAACCUCUCAGAGAAAGGGAUGAGUGAUGGCUUGCUCUUUGACACCUCAGAUGAGGAGGAGCUGAGGGAGCAGUUGGAUAUGCAUUCGAUCAUCGUCUCCUGUGUCAACGAGGAGCCCCUCUUCACUGCAGACCAGGUUAUUGAAGAAAUUGAAGAGAUGAUGCAGGAAUCACCAGACCCAGAAGAUGACGAGACCCCCACACAGUCAGACCGGCUCUCUAUGCUCUCCCAAGAGAUCCAGACUCUGAAGAGGUCUAGUAUGAGCAGCUAUGAAGAGAAAGUGAAAAGGCUCUCGGUAUCCGAACUCAAUGAGCUGCUGGAAGAAAUUGAGACAGCCAUCAAGGAGUACUCCGAGGAGCUGGUGCAGCAGUUGGCUCUGAGAGACGAGCUGGAGUUUGAGAAGGAGGUGGAGAACAGCUUCAUUUCUGCCCUGAUUGAGGUGCAGAACAAGCAGAAAGAGCACAGAGAGACAGCCAAGAAGAAGAAGAAGCUUAAAAACGGCGCCUCUCAGAAUGGGAGGAACGAGAGAAGUCACAUGCCAGGCACACGCUUCAGCAUGGAAGGGAUCUCAAAUGUCAUUCAGAAUGGCCUCCGCCACACCUUUGGAAACUCAGGUGGAGAGAAACAGUAUUUGACGACAGUCAUCCCUUAUGAGAAAAAGAACGGCCCACCAUCUGUCGAGGAUCUUCAGAUAUUAACAAAAAUUCUGCAGGCCAUGAAGGAGGACAGCGAGAAAGUUCCAAGCUUGUUAACUGACUAUAUUCUGAAAGUUCUGUGUCCUACAUAGAGCAGCAUCACCUGGAGCGCUUCCCCUCCUGUGGACUCCAGGCUUGACCUCCUGCGGUGUCACUCUGGAAGGUGGCUAUCUGGAGUCCCUGCUUUUGGAGACCCAGCACACUUGAACUUGGAUUUGCAAUUCAGUGUUAAUAGAUCACGACUUCACUAAUCCAUCAUAUUCUAGCACCGAGAGAGCUAUGGCACUCUUGAGCUCUGGAGAUAGAUUUUGGAAAACUUAACCAUUGUGAACUGGUUUCAGACUUAGCAGAUGGAGGAGAGAGAGGGAUAGGAGCUGUGCAUGCCGGUACGGUUUCCGUUGCCAGUGGGGCUGUUGGUCUUUGACUUCCUCCAUCUGAACUGACUGAAGAACUAGAUUCAAGCACUGGGAGAGCCGACCCGAGCUGUUCUCCAGGGAUGGUGAGAAUCAGUGUUGAGUGUUGAGAGCAUCCUGAGAAUAUUACCUGCCAGUAUUGCCCAGAGACUGAGACGAGUGUGGGCUGUUGGGAAGCGGAGCGCCACACUUGCACUACCUUGACCUAAUCGUGGAUGCCGGACACUGUUGGGAACUCAUUUUGUAACUUCGGCCUAUUUCACCAUUGUUGACUUGUGAGCCAUUAGGAUGCCAUUCGGAGUCAUUAUGAACGUGGGUGUUCUGUGUCUGUGAAGAAGUGUGUUUUGAAAGAGGUCCAUGCCCUCUAAGGUGCUUAAAGAGCUACUAUGGUACUGCCUGUUCUCAUGGUUGUGUUCAGUUUUAUUUACACCUGUGUGCUUUUCUAGAAAAAGCUGCUCACGGCUACAGCACUAAUCAUGAACACUUUUGCCAGUUUCAAUCAAGUCAAUGACAUUUAAUAAAUAAUACAUACUUAA
Messenger RNA from Peromyscus californicus insignis, 2023 nucleotides. RefSeq names its product fasciculation and elongation protein zeta 2 (gene Fez2). The transcript has 9 exons. Gene Ontology annotation, cellular component: axon; cytoplasm. NCBI's taxonomy places the organism in Eukaryota, Metazoa, Chordata, Mammalia, Rodentia, Cricetidae. Bases 39 to 1166 code for a protein of 375 amino acids. The record is from RefSeq and is a predicted model, not a curated record.